Antechinus flavipes (yellow-footed antechinus) is the source of this 715-nucleotide messenger RNA. It is a transcript of the gene DNPH1, whose product is annotated as 2'-deoxynucleoside 5'-phosphate N-hydrolase 1. Lineage: Eukaryota; Metazoa; Chordata; Mammalia; Dasyuromorphia; Dasyuridae. Gene Ontology annotation, cellular component: nucleus. The transcript has 4 exons. Gene Ontology annotation, molecular function: 5-hydroxymethyl-dUMP N-hydrolase activity. The record is from RefSeq and is a predicted model, not a curated record. Gene Ontology annotation, biological process: deoxyribonucleoside monophosphate catabolic process. Bases 16 to 603 code for a protein of 195 amino acids.
GUACCGGAGGCGGGGAUGGCGGCUGCAUCGGCUCCUGGACGGGAACGGGGCGGGGAGUGGGGCGCUGGGGCGGAGCCACGGGAGCCCGGGGAGCCGGGGGGGCCGGGUCGACUAUCCCUGUACUUUUGCGGGAGCAUCCGAGGCGAGAGGCAAGACCGGGCCCUUUACGGGCGCAUCGUGUCAAGACUGCGGCGCUUCGGGGUGGUGCUCACUGAGCACGUGGCGGCCGCCGAGCUGGGCGCGCGCGGAGAAGAGGCAGCAGGGGGUGACAGACUCAUUCAUGAGCGAGACCUGGCUUGGUUGCAACAGGCAGAUGUGGUGGUGGCCGAAGUGACGCAGCCUUCCCUGGGUGUGGGCUAUGAGCUGGGCCGGGCUGUGGCCAUGAACAAAAGAAUCCUGUGCCUGUUUCGCCCUCAGUCUGGCCGAGUCACCUCUGCCUCUGCUCUUCCUCCAGUGCUCUCGGCCAUGAUCCGUGGGGCUGCUGAUGGGACACGGUUUCAGGUGUGGGACUAUGAAGAGAAUGAAGUGGAGACGCUGCUGGACCGGUACUUUGAGACUGAGCCCCCUGAGCCUGGGGCUGCCUCCCCCUCUCCAACUUCUUGACCUAAUCUUGAUAUCUAAAUUUCUACCCCAAAUCUGCUUGAUUCUGCUUCUUCUAUGUGCCAUUCUUAGCCCCUCUCCCCAGUCCUGAAUUAAAAAGUGUGUUCAAGUUGUA